CGCCACGCAGUUGACUUUAGAUGUUUGUGAAAUAUCAAAUACAUAUUUCAUGAGUUUUUUCACCUGAUGUACAAAGAAUUUGUUUAAAAUCAACAGUUUAUAUUUUAUUGCAAACUAAUACAAAGGUUGAUUACAUUGUUUGCCAUCUCUUUUUCCAUUGGUAGGUUUAAGAGUUUAAAAACCCAGCAACAUUGUAGGAAGUCACCAAUUAAAAGAGGAAGAGAAACAUACGUGACUUUCUAUCAGAUACUAAUGGAGAGACGUCAUUGAGAUAAACUAUACAUGACUGUGUUAUGCUUGAAAGGAUGAACUUAGGCUUCGAGAGAGCAUUAAAAUACUGGAGGGAGCAAGGACUGAUCGAUGCUAAAAUAAACCGUGAACUGAGACACCAACAUGGUAAGGGACCAUGCAAUAUCUUCAUACUCGACACGCCAUCAAGUCUUGGAGAGGAGGGAUUCAAUGAAAUGAAGGACACGUUUCGUACAAUUAUAACAGGGUAUGAAAACCAACCAGAGGAAGAUGAAAACGUUGCUGUUAUUAUAUGUGGCAAAAACACUAGGUUCCAACGUUAUUUCUCUAACCAGUAUUCUGCUGUAUCUAAAUGUUUGGAUGAUGUUGAAUAUGGCGGGCUAUCUCCAUUGAUGGCGGCAUUUAUACUUUGCCUUGAAUCAACUCAUAAUGGAGCAAGUCAUACGUCAAGGAUGCAAGAGUUUCAAAUUCGGCCCCGAGUUAUUCUCAUGUCUGAUGGUCGACCGACUCCUUUUCAGAUAAUCAGUGAAGCAGACGACUCCGAUCUUCAGGAAACUGAGGACGCCAAAAACAACCUUCAACUGUUUGCUCGUCAAGUUGGAAGGCGUCAUCCAAUUUUUUGCAUACCUUUGGGCAAGAAUCCAGAUAUGCUGUUGUUAGAAUUCAUGUGUGCUGAGUCCAGAGGAGGAAAGAUAGUUUUUCCUUAUGAAGCCUUGCAAUUUUCAAGAUAUUCAAAGAAUGUGAGAACAGCGGCAUUAUUAUCAUCAUUGUCACAGUAUCAUGUGACGGAUAGGGAUGCAUUAUCUUCAAUUAUUUCGAUGACAAUCCCUGGGAAUAAUUUCACCGAAAUGGAUAAGGACGAUAUAUUUGAACUAUGGACGAAGAAAUCCUUAUAUACAUCAGAACCGUCUGAAGAAGAUGAGGACAGUGAUGGCAGAGAAGGAGGAGACUUAGAGAAAAGGGAUCCAUGUAUGCCAGAUCUAGGAGUCAGGGUAAAACGAGGCCCGGAUUGGCAGUGGAAAAAUCAAGAUAGUCAUGGUCCUGGUACCGUUAUAGGAUAUUCAAGAGAGGGUUGGUUGAGAGUAGAAUGGGACGUAGGAGGAAAGAAUGUUUACAGAUACGGGCCAAGGCAUGACAUGAAAAAUGUGUAUGACGUCAUACCGUGCAAUAUUCCUAGAGUUCUUGAAGAAAACGAACCGAUUGGAACAGGUUGUCUAGUUAAAAGAGGUCCAGACUGGGAGUGGGAUAAUCAAGAUGGCGGAGAAGGAAACAUUGGAUCAGUUAUAAGAGUCAGAAGUAAUGCAACAGUCAAUGUCAAGUGGUCAAAUGGAAGUGUUUCUAAUUAUAGAUUUGGUUAUAAAGAGAAAUUUGAUCUACAGAUAUGUGAUCCAUUUUCACAAGAGACUGAGAAAUAUUUACAAGAGGAAAGCAAAUCAUCGCAGCCAAAAACACAGAAAGAAAAAAUAUACAAUUUCAAAGAUUCUAGUUCAUACGAAGGCUCAAAAUCAACAUCAUUUGAAUGCAGCCAAUCGGAUAGAAAUCACUUAUCAAGUCUUUCUUCAAAUUCCUUAAAAUACCCUAAAGGAAAAUAUUUCAAAAAUGACAGUGUAGAGGAUGAAUGCUCUACAGAUUUAGAAUCAGAUGGACCAAUAGCAUUAAGCCAGUGGAUGUGGAAAGAUAAGACUGAGAAAUGGAAUCCAUAUCCGAAAAAAAUAAAUGACAAAAUAUGGAAAUCAUGGAAAAGAAAUCCGAAUUCUACCGUAGUUGUUGAAAUGGAUGACAGCGUUUACAGAGUUGUGUUGGGAAAGAAUAUACAGAUAAAUUUGACAACCGGAGAAACAAUGGACAUCCAAGUUUUUGAAAAUUCCUAAAAGAAUUCAUGCAUCGCAUGUAAACAUAUUAUAAUACAAGUAACAGCUUUUUAAA
Molecule: messenger RNA, 2175 nt
Organism: Saccostrea cuccullata (small rock oyster)
Lineage: Eukaryota; Metazoa; Mollusca; Bivalvia; Ostreida; Ostreidae
Exons: 16
Coding region: 294-2120 (608 amino acids)
Biological process (GO): protein ubiquitination
Cellular component (GO): cytoplasm
Molecular function (GO): metal ion binding; ubiquitin-protein transferase activity
Source: RefSeq, a predicted model, not a curated record